Thermochaetoides thermophila DSM 1495 is the source of this 381-nucleotide messenger RNA. RefSeq lists its product as uncharacterized. NCBI's taxonomy places the organism in Eukaryota, Fungi, Ascomycota, Sordariomycetes, Sordariales, Chaetomiaceae. The coding region runs from base 1 to 381 and encodes 126 amino acids. The transcript is spliced from 3 exons. The record is from RefSeq and is a predicted model, not a curated record. Gene Ontology annotation, cellular component: mitochondrial membrane. Gene Ontology annotation, biological process: mitochondrial respiratory chain complex III assembly.
AUGGCCAAGAAACCCUUCAAUUGGUGGCUAUGGACAAAGAUGGCAGUGGUGGGCACUGCCAUCAUAAUUGGCGGUCCAGCGUUUGUGAGAUAUGUGCAACCCACAGAUGAAGAGCUCUUCCAGAGAUACAACCCUGAGCUCCAGAAACGGAGUCUUGAGCGACGGUACGAGAGGCAAAAGGAGUUUGAUGACUUUGUCACAAAGCUCAAGGAGUACUCCAAGUCCGACAAGCCAACUGAGGCUGAAAAGGAGCAGGCCAGGAACGCUUCGGUUGCUGAAGCUCUCAAAAUGGCCGAGGAAAUCAAAGCCAGGAAAGAAGCCAUCAGGAGAGAAGCUGGGUUACCGGCCCAAUCUGGGUCAUCUGAGGCCGGGAGCCGGUAA